AUGAGUGAACCGAAGUUCGUAUAUAUACGUGAUCUUACUCCGUCUAUGAAAAAUGUUAACUUGCAAUUCAUCGUACUGGAUGUUGGCGUUCCUCGCCGUACUAGGGAUGGUAGUGAAAUCCGAACCGUUAGAAUUGCAGAUAAGAGCGGUUCGGUAAAUUUGGCAGUAUGGAAUGAAAACGGUUCUUCUCUUCAGCCGGGUGACAUAUGUAGACUGAUAAACGGUUAUUCUUGUGUCCAUAAAAGUUGCCUUUCGGUAACAUGCGGAAAGUUGGGUGAACUGCAGAAGAUAAGCGAGUUCACUAUGGUUUUUAACGACUAUCCGUUCAUCAGUGUACCGAAUCCUGACUUGGCAAAGUUUGAUGUGCCUCCUCAGAAACGCUCUCCUCCUCAGGAUGGUAGUAGUGGUGGACCUUCAGAAUCCGCUCCUGAUUCUUCGUCUUUGCCGAACAAAACUUCGAGGAAUGGAAUAAACGCAAACAGCGGCUCCAUCAAUGGUCUCGGCAAUGCUUCUGAUGGUAACGGUAGUACCGCUGGAUGA
This is a messenger RNA of Soboliphyme baturini, 540 nucleotides long. Lineage: Eukaryota; Metazoa; Nematoda; Enoplea; Dioctophymatida; Soboliphymatidae. The record is from the annotation of a GenBank genome assembly.